Messenger RNA from Phytophthora nicotianae INRA-310, 1252 nucleotides. RefSeq lists its product as hypothetical. Gene Ontology annotation, biological process: positive regulation of proton-transporting ATP synthase activity, rotational mechanism; peptidyl-lysine trimethylation; regulation of mitochondrial ATP synthesis coupled proton transport. The transcript is spliced from 2 exons. Lineage: Eukaryota; Oomycota; Peronosporomycetes; Peronosporales; Peronosporaceae. Bases 397 to 1068 code for a protein of 223 amino acids. The record is from RefSeq and is a predicted model, not a curated record. Gene Ontology annotation, cellular component: mitochondrion. Gene Ontology annotation, molecular function: protein binding; histone H3K79 methyltransferase activity.
UGGUAUCGUGGCCUUUACGCGCAGUUUUCGACGACUGGCCCUGCCUUUCAUGGUCUCUGAAGCUAAUUGAGUAGUCGCCACGGCGUUCAGAUCGAUCCAAUCGCCCUCGCUUUCAUGCACGCAAUCGUAAAUUUGUUGGUGAAGGUGUUGUGGGGCAUUGUAGUGCGUCAACUGCGGCAGGUGCAGCGCUAGCCACGCUUCGGAGUGCAUGGUGGACGCAAUGGCCACCAUUGGGCAUCAGUCGGUAUUCAAACGUAUUUCUAUUGGACGAAAUUUAUUUGUCACUGAAAGCAUCUGAUUCGCAGAUAAAUAUUCUUCGCCUGGAUUGGAUAAUAAGUAAGGCUUUAAUCGAAUUUAAUAGUUGAAGCGACAGAAUCAAAAGAGACCAAGAUCAGGAUGAGCGUUAGUGUGGCCGUAGGUGGUGUUGUCAAGCUUCAAGCUCUAUUUCGAGGCAACAGGAGUCGUCGAAUUCAUGUGGAGCGCGCUCGGAACAAUUUGCCGUGGUCUCCGUUCGUACCAGCAAAGUUGGAGGCUGUCUACGCAAUACUGGAAGUGGCGAAUCUGCAACCUGGCGAGAUAUUGGUAGAUAUUGGCAGCGGUGAUGGUCGCGUGGUCAUCGAAGCUGCAGUCCAAUGUCCAGAGCUCAAGAGAGCUCGAGGUGUGGAGCUGGACGAGGCUCUCGUAGGGCUUUCAAGACGCCGCAUCAUAGAGAGGGCAGAGCAGGAAGAGAUUCAAGGUAUCGAACGCCCAGAGCAAGAGUUUAGCCGAGAGAAGAAGGUCGAUGGAGCUACAGCAUUAAGGGGGCGAGUGGAAAUCGUUCAUGCCGACUUCAUGGAGGUUGAUAUGAAGGAUGCAGACGUCGUGGUGCUGUUCUUUUUGCCACAUAAGGAGAUAUCAAGAACCCUACACGAAAAGCUACGUCCCGGGGUGCGUGUGGUCACGUACGUGUUCCAAAUUCCUCAAUGGAAACCAGAAAAAGUGGUUUCAACUGUCCCGUUCAUGACAGCCAAAGGAACCUCCUCGAUCUAUCUGUAUCUAGUGCCAAACACUCCACAGGUCCAACUUUAAUUGGUCAUUUAGCCAAGAUAAGAGCAUGCAACGGCAUUGUGCUAGAUAUAGCACAACUAUUUUAGAACUUGGAUUCGACAUUUGUUUCUUGUCUGCAUUGAUCGAGUCUCAGUGUAAUAAAGAGCUCAUUUAAAGUUUACAAUACAGAAACACACGAUGGACGUCGGAUACGGCAUCUGCGGCC